AGGGAGGCGGAGCCUGCGACCCGGUGCAUGCCGGGCCGGCGGCGGGCGGGGCCUCGGGCCUGUCAUGGCGGCGGCGUCCGCUUCCCGGUUCUGGUUCUGGGCUGCGCUGCUCAUCCCUGCGGCCGCGGUCUACGAGGACCAAGUGGGCAAGUUUGACUGGAGACAGCAGUAUGUUGGGAAGCUUAAGUUCGCCUCCUUGGAAUUUUCCCCCGGAUCCAAGAAGUUGGUUGUGGCCACAGAGAAGAACGUGAUCGCGGCAUUAAAUUCUCGCACCGGGGAGAUCUUGUGGCGCCACGUUGACAAGGGCACGGCGGAAGGGGCUGUGGAUGCCAUGCUGCUCCAGGGACAGGAUGCAAUCACUGUGUCCAAUGGAGGCCGAAUCAUGCGUUCCUGGGAGACUAACAUUGGGGGCCUGAACUGGGAGAUCACCCUGGACAGCGGCAGUUUCCAGGCGCUCGGGCUGGUGGGCCUGCAGGGGUCGGUGAGGUACGUCGCCGUCCUGAAGAGGACCACGCUUGCCCUCCACCACCUCUCCAGUGGCCACCUCAAGUGGGUGGAGCACCUCCCGGAAAGCGACAGCAUCCACUACCAGAUGGUGUACUCCUAUGGCUCUGGGGUGGUGUGGGCCCUUGGCGUGGUUCCCUUCAGCCAUGUGAACAUUGUCAAGUUCAAUGUGGAGGACGGAGAGAUUGUUCAGCAGGUCAGGGUUUCAACUCCGUGGCUGCAGCGCCUCACUGGAGCCUGUGGCAUAGUGGAUGACGCUGUCCUGGUGUGCCCUGACCCGAGCUCACGAUCCCUCCAAACUCUGGCCCUGGAGACGGAGUGGGAGCUGAGGCAGAUCCCACUGCAGUCUCUUGACUUAGAAUUUGGAAGUGGAUUCCAGCCCCGUGUGCUGCCCACGCAGCCCAACCCAGUGGAUCCAUCUCGGGCCCAGUUCUUUCUGCAGCUGUCCGCAAGCCACUACGCCCUUCUGAACUACCAUCACGGGGCCCUGAGCCUGCUCAAGAACUUCCCCCAGACUGCCCUGGUGAGCUUUGCCACCACUGGGGAGAAGACAGUGGCCGCGGUCAUGACCUGUCGGAAUGAAGCGCAGAAACCUGGCAGUUCUGAAGAUGGGCCAAUGGGGAGCCUUUCAGAGAAGGCCAGUCCAAAGAACUCUCUGGCUUGCUUCAACCAGACCUACACCAUUAACCUCUACCUGGUCGAGACGGGCCGGCGGCUGCUGGACACAGCGAUCACAUUUAGCCUGGAACAGAACGGCACUCGGCCUGAGAGGCUCUACAUCCAGGUGUUCUUGAAGAAGGACGACUCGGCGGGCUACCGCGCCCUGGUGCAGACGGAGGACCACCUGCUCCUCUUCCUGCAGCAGCUGGCAGGGAAGGUGGUGCUGUGGAGCCGUGAGGAGUCCCUGGCAGAAGUGGUGUGCCUGGAGAUGGUGGACCUCCCCCUCACCGGGGCGCAGGCUGAACUGGAAGGAGAAUUUGGCAAGAAGGCAGACGGCUUGCUGGGUAUGUUCUUGAAACGCCUCUCGUCUCAGCUCAUCCUGCUGCAGGCGUGGACUUCGCACCUCUGGAAAAUGUUUUAUGAUGCCCGGAAGCCCCGAAGUCAGAUUAAGAAUGAGAUCCACAUCGACACCCUGGCCAGAGACGAAUUCAACCUCCAGAAGAUGAUGGUGAUGGUAACGGCUUCUGGCAAGCUUUUUGGCAUUGAGAGCAGCUCUGGCACUAUCCUGUGGAAACAGUAUCUGCCCAACAUCAAGCCAGAUUCCUCCUUUAAACUGAUGGUCCAGAGAACCACUGCCCAUUUCCCCCACCCCCCACAGUGCACCCUCUUGGUGAAGGACAAGGAGACGGGAAUGAGUUCUCUGUAUGUCUUCAAUCCCAUUUUCGGGAAGUGGAGUCAGGUGGCUCCCCCGGUGCUGAAGCGCCCCAUCUUGCAGUCCCUGCUUCUCCCGGUCAUGGAUCAGGACUAUGCCAAGGUGUUGCUGCUGAUAGAUGACGAAUACAAGGUCACGGCGUUUCCCGCCACUCGGAACGUCCUGCGACAGCUGCAUGAGCUCGCCCCUUCCAUCUUCUUUUAUUUGGUGGAUGCAGAGCAGGGCCGGCUCAGUGGAUAUCGGCUUCGAAAGGAUCUCACCACGGAGCUGAGCUGGGAGCUGACCAUUCCCCCAGAAGUGCAGCGGAUCGUCACGGUGAAGGGGAAACGCAGCAGCGAGCACGUCCACUCCCAGGGCCGCGUGAUGGGGGACCGCAGUGUGCUCUACAAGAGUCUGAACCCCAACCUGCUGGCCGUGGUGACAGAGAGCACGGAUGCACAUCAUGAGCGCACCUUCAUUGGCAUCUUCCUCAUUGAUGGCGUCACCGGGCGCAUCAUCCACUCCUCCGUGCAGAAGAAAGCCAAGGGCCCCGUCCAUAUCGUGCAUUCAGAGAACUGGGUGGUGUAUCAGUACUGGAACACCAAGGCCCGGCGCAACGAGUUCACCGCGCUGGAGCUCUAUGAGGGAACCGAGCAGUACAAUGCCACUGCCUUCAGCUCCCUGGACCGUCCCCAGCUGCCCCAGGUCCUCCAGCAGUCCUACAUCUUCCCCUCCUCCAUCAGUGCCAUGGAAGCCACCAUCACGGAACGGGGCAUCACCAGCCGACACCUGCUCAUUGGGCUGCCUUCUGGAGCCAUUCUUUCCCUCCCUAAGGCCUUGCUGGAUCCCCGCCGUCCCGAGAUCCCAACAGAACAAAGCAGAGAGGAGAACCUAAUCCCAUAUUCUCCAGAUGUACAGAUCCACGCAGAGCGAUUCAUCAACUAUAACCAGACAGUUUCUCGAAUGCGUGGUAUCUACACGGCUCCCUCGGGCCUGGAGUCCACUUGCUUGGUCGUGGCCUAUGGGCUGGACAUUUACCAAACUCGAGUCUACCCAUCCAAGCAGUUUGAUGUCCUGAAGGAUGACUAUGACUAUGUGUUGAUCAGCAGUGUCCUCUUUGGCUUGGUGUUUGCCACCAUGAUCACCAAGAGACUGGCACAGGUGAAGCUCCUCAAUCGUGCCUGGCGGUGAAGACCUGGUGUCCCGUGCCAGCGGGGGGUCAGCUAAGGAGCUGCGGCUGCAGUUUGGCCCCGAGUGUCAGGUGCUGUGGGGAGGAAGCUGGACCUUCACCCAGAGCUCAUUCUGGGACACACAUGAUGCAGACACCUGUGAACAGACACCGAACUCAGCCUCAGCUGCGGGUCUCAGAGCUAACGGCCCUGCUCCUGAAUCCAAAAGCUGCCGCUCUUGCCUUGCCCAUCCGUGUAUGUUCUGGUGUUUGAAGAUAAGACCUCCAACUGAUGCUUCUCUUCUGUGAAACUAUGUUGAGUUUGCCUUUUGUGCUUAUGUUUUCUCUACAAGGUCUUCUUUAUUUGCCUCUGUCUCCUGCCUCAGUGUCAGAGCUCUCUGACAGCUCCACCGCACGGGUGCAUUUGCUGUUCUACCCUGGGGAGACAGGAUCUGUCCUUAGCUGGGUUUGGGAACUGGUCCAGUCCCUCAGUGCAUCUCUCCAAAGUACCCUUGGCUUGAGGAAUCCACGUUUGGGAUCAAAACUCACUUUAACUGAGCGUCUGGUUUCAUGCUGUCAUCUGUGAGGUUCAGCUGCCCCAGAUUUUGUUUCAGUUCAUCAGAGCCAGGUACAGAAUCCUAUCUCGGUUGGGCAUUGGCUGUGCUCAUCACCAGAGAUGUGUGAGAGCCGGCUGAUUUAAAGCUACGAAUUGUCUGCACCUCGAAGAGGUUUCCGUAGAGGAGAGAUGAUCUAUCCUUUCCCUGGUAUCUCCUAGUCUCAUCUCACCCACAGACCAGUCUCGUCAUAACUAGAGAACCUUCUUUAGGGAUCCCUUUAUUUAUUCUUAGUUUCAGAUGUAAAUUAACAUGUGGGUCAUUUUAUUUGUCUUAAAGAAAGCACAUUUUACAUCUUACUGGUCUGAUGUUUGAAGCUUGAAAGGGCGGAGUCGGAAGCAGGCGCACUGUGGGUGGGGCAUUGCUGAUGGCUGGGCUGCUGUGUCUCUGCUACAGAUGAGAGGAACCCUGAAAGUUCUCUCUUGUUUGUGGAUGUGGGGAGUGAUGGGCUUAUCUGUACUGUGAAGAAUGAAAUGUACAAAUGUACAGAGAGUAGACCCCCUCUACCUGUAGGGAGAGAGGUUCACUCAAGUGUCUGAAUAAAGCGAAUGGGGAGUGACACUGA
Molecule: messenger RNA, 4202 nt
Organism: Oryctolagus cuniculus (rabbit)
Lineage: Eukaryota; Metazoa; Chordata; Mammalia; Lagomorpha; Leporidae
Gene: EMC1
Product: ER membrane protein complex subunit 1
Biological process (GO): protein folding in endoplasmic reticulum
Cellular component (GO): EMC complex
Molecular function (GO): protein binding
Source: RefSeq, a predicted model, not a curated record